This is a messenger RNA of Sitophilus oryzae (rice weevil), 492 nucleotides long. RefSeq lists its product as uncharacterized. The record is from RefSeq and is a predicted model, not a curated record. Lineage: Eukaryota; Metazoa; Arthropoda; Insecta; Coleoptera; Curculionidae. The transcript has a single exon. Bases 1 to 492 code for a protein of 163 amino acids.
AUGUCCAUUAGAAUAACUAGGGCCUACAAGACAAUCUCAGCUAAAGCAGUCGGAGUAAUAGCUGCAAUAUUACCCAUAGACCUCCUUAUCAAUGAAAGAGCCAACAUAUACAACGGACAGGACAGAGCCACGGCGCGAAAUUCCCCAAUGGCCAAUUGGCAGGGGCGCUGGAGAACUAUUACAAAAGGCCGAUGGACACAUAGGAUCAUCACAAACAUUAGCAAUUGGCAGAAUAGGCGCUACGGGGAGGUCGACUACUACCUCACUCAGGCCCUCUCGGGGUACGGCUGCUUCAACGCAUUCCUAUAUAAAAGGAAAAGAUCAAAUACGGAGAUUUGUAAAUACUGUGAAGCAAUAGAUGAUGCGGAACAUAUGCUUUUUGCUGUCCUAAAUGGCAUGACGCAAGAGAGAUAUAUGAGAAAGAAUUGGGCAGGUUUACUCUGGAGAACUUUGCCUUGGACAUCAUGGGAGAAGAAAAUGAAUGGAAGAUAA